Messenger RNA from Vanrija pseudolonga, 2041 nucleotides. Its product is annotated as Glucan endo-1,3-alpha-glucosidase agn1. The transcript has 4 exons. Gene Ontology annotation, molecular function: glucan endo-1,3-alpha-glucosidase activity. NCBI's taxonomy places the organism in Eukaryota, Fungi, Basidiomycota, Tremellomycetes, Trichosporonales, Trichosporonaceae. Bases 269 to 1882 code for a protein of 537 amino acids. The record is from RefSeq and is a predicted model, not a curated record.
GCAACAAGUCUCCCCGUGAGUUGCGACCAUCUACCCGCGCGUGCACGACCGCGGACCACUUUGCGCGGCGACAGGCGACAAGCAACGGCGAGGGGCACGGCACGCAACUAGCUAGCAACGCGGCGUCGAGUUUGACAACACACAUAUACCACGCACACGACGCGUCGGCGACGACGGACGACACAGCGACACAGCCGCCAAGCCAGUCAGUCAGCCAACAGCGCCUCCGCCCGCCCCGCCCACAUCGCCCACGCCGCCAGCGCCGCAAAUGUACCUGCCCAAGUCACCAAUCGUCCGCCCCUUCCUGACGUUUGCCGUGCUCUGCCUCGCGCUCUACUCGCUCCUCGCGCACUGGGAGCAGUUUGGCGGGCCGGGACCACACCUGCCGGGCGCGUCAGAGAAGCAGGUGAUUUUCCAGGCCUCGCACAACCACGACGACAUGCACGCCAAGCCGGGGACGGGGACGCAUGGCGGCGUCGUGCCGGGCGGUGACCACGGAUACCAUGGUGCGCCUCCGCCGCCGCCGAAGCCGAGCGAGAGCGCGUCGAAGCCAAAUAGCACGCUUGGGAAGCCGAUCAUGGCCUCGACGGGGUACGAGCGGCGCGUGGUCGCGCACUUCAUGCUCGGCAAUACGUACCCCUUUACCGAGAAGAACUGGGAGGACACGUUCGACCUCGCCGAGGCGCACGGGCUCGACGGGCUCGCGCUCAACCUCGGCCCGGAGGACUGGCAGCUGACGCAGGCGCGGGUCGCGUACGACCUUGCGUCGCGGCGGCACGACAGCCCCAAGGCGGGGCGCAAGCCGAUCGAGCUCUUCUUCUCGCUCGACAUGAACGUCCUCGCGCACCAGGAGUGGCACGACGCUACGUCGCUGGGCGACAAGAUUGCGCCGCUCCUCGCGUCCAAGGGCCAGAUGAUGCGCGGCGCCCAGCCCAUCCUGUCCACCUUUGGCGGGCACGACGCCUACUUUGGCGCCCGCGGCUGGAAGGGCUUCCUCGUGCACCUCUCCAACCAGCUGCGGCGAUACCGCGUAGAGCACGCCUUCUUCUGGCCGUCCUUCUUCAUGCCCCCGCAAAAGUUUAUCGACCUGCCAUUUGUCGAGGGGACGUUUGCGUGGAACAAUGCCUGGCCAAAGCACUCGCGCUUAACGCUCAAGGAGGACAACCCCUUCAUGGGCAAGGACAAGCCGUACAUGGCCGCCAUCUCGCCGCUCUUCUUCACGCACUACGGCAAGACGGGCGAGUGGGCGUUCGACAAGAACUUUAUCUAUCCGUCAGACAACAUGCUCUACCCGUCCCGCUGGGCCGAGUUCAUGGCGCUCAACGAGGGCGACGGCCCAGAAAUGGUCCAGAUCAUCUCGUGGAACGACUAUGGCGAGUCGCACGCCAUCGCGCCCAGCAUUGGCGCCCAGCCGGGCUCCGAGGCGUGGACGAACCGCAUGGACCAUGUCGCCUUCCUCGAGAUGACAAAGUACUUUGCGGACAGGUGGCGCAACGGCGCGCCAGAGGUCGGCGACGAGAUUGUCUUUUGGAUGUGGUACCGCACGCACCCGAAGGAUCUGGUUAUCGCGGACGACCCGAUCGGUCGGCCAGACAAUGCUGAUAUGGCCAUGGACCUGCUCAACUUUGUCGCCCUCAUCCCAGAGGGCAUGGACCGCCCAAUGCUCAUGCUCAGCAUUGGCAAGGAAAAGCACCCAGUCCAGCUCGUCCCUGGCCGCUUUACCGCGUUACGCUUCCCGUUCACCACCGGCCCGGUGCACUUCAAGAUCGAGUCGGCCAAGGGCCUGCAUCUCCGCGGCGCAGGCCACCACAUUGAAGACGCAACCUACCUCAAGGCGUACAACUUCAACAUGUGGUCGGGUGCGUGGCACGCAAAGGUGUGAGCGGUGUGGUAGAUUGGGAGUCGCACGUGCCAUAGAUGUUCCAUAGAUAACGGCGGCGCGGCGUGACGUCGGUGGCCUGCGCACAGACGCGACGCACGCGCACGGACUUUUUGACUGUAGAUUAGUAGCAGCAGUAGAGCAUAAGCAUGUGUCAUACAG